AUGCUGCAGCGGCUGGCACGCCCUCGCUCAGCGCCCCGAUGCCUCCACGCCGCCUCGCGCCCGCGCCGCUUCAACAGCACCGUCGCCGCCCGUGACCGCGCCCGUGACACCGCCCGCGACACACGACCCGCCCUCGCCGGGCUGUCCGCCAGCAGCAAGGCCGACGACGACGCCCUGCGCAAGGUCUUCGACAAUGCCGGCUUCUGGGAGGCCUUCCGCCGCCCGUCCGCGCGCCAGGCGCCCGCCGGCAUCAUCGGCAACAAGUACCUGACGCACCCGGACGGCUUCCUCGACUUCGUCACCAUCACCAUCCAGCGCUGCAAUGCCGUCGUGCAGAAGGUCGCCGACGCCGCGUCGCCCGCCGACUACCGCCUGCUGGUGCGCGAGCUCGACAAGCUGAGCGACCUGCUGUGCCGCGUCAUCGACCUGGCCGACUUCGUGCGCGGCACCCACCCAGACCGCCGCUUCCAGAUCAUGGCCGUCAAGGCCUACCAGACCGUCUUCCAGUACAUGAACCAGCUCAACACCACCCCCGUGCUGUACGACCAGCUGAAGACCGCCUCGGAGAUGCCCGACGUCUACGCGAGCUGGUCCGAGGAGGAGCGCAUAGUCGCGCGCAUUCUGAUGGAGGACUUUGCGCGCUUUGGCAUUGGUCUGGACGGCGCCACGCGACAGCGCCUAGUCGAUAUGAGCGGCGAGAUCGCCGAGGUUGGGUCGCAGUUCGUCGAGGGUAUGGCACCCGAGACGCUGAAGCUGAAGUUCAAGUCGCAGCGCGUCAAGGGCCUGGAUCCGAACCUGGCGCGGCAGCUGACGCGCUGGGGCGAGACGACCAUAUCGACCAUGCACCACGAGUCGCAGAUGGCCCUGCGCUUCGUCGAGGAUCCCGAUGUGCGGCGAGAUGUCUACUCGGCCGUGCGCACCGCCAGCAGCUCCAGCAUCGCGCGCCUGGAGAAGAUGCUGAAGCUGCGCGCCGAGCUGGCAAACGUGUCUGGAUACGAGAGCUUCGCACACAUGACGCUGGAGAACAAGAUGGCCAAGACACCCGAGGCGGUCAACCAGUUCCUGGACGCUCUGUAUCAGGACAACCGGCCCGCCGUCAUGGCCGACCUCGACGAGCUGGUCGCGCUGAAGCAGAGCGACGCACACCAGGACAACUUCCCCGACCGCAUCAACGCCUGGGACAAAUUCUACUACACUCAGAAGAUGCUUGCGAACAUGGAGGGGGCAUACCGCCAGCGCACGCCCGACACGCUCUCCUCGUACUUUUCUGUUGGCACCGUUCUGCAGGGCAUCUCGCGCCUGUUUGACCGUGUUUACGGCGUCCGCUUCGUUCCACGAGAGACGCAGCCCGGUGAGGUGUGGGACGACGGUGUGCGCCGGCUGGACGUCAUCUCAGACACAGAAGGUCACAUCGCCGUCUUGUACUGCGAUCUCUUCUCGCGGCCCGGCAAAACACCAAACCCAGCGCACUUCACACUCCGCUGCAGCCGCGAAAUCCUCAACUCUGAGAUUGCCGAGAUGUCGCACAUGGGGCACCGCUUUGCCUCGCCCAUCGAAGCAGCCACGGACGGCAUGUCUGUCGCCUACAACGCAGAGCGCGACAGCUACUUCCAGCUGCCCACUAUCGCACUGAUCUGCGACUUCCACAAGCCCAUCACCGCCGGACGACCCGCAUGUCUCAACAUCCACGACGUGCGCACCCUCUUCCACGAAAUGGGCCACGCCCUGCACUCGAUCCUCGGCCGCACCGCGCUCCAAAACGUCUCCGGCACCCGCUGCGCCACCGACAUCGCCGAGCUCCCCUCGGUGCUGAUGGAGCACUUCGCCUUCUGCCCCUCCGUGCUCGGCCUGUACGCGCGCCACUGGGACACGGACGCGCCGCUCCCGAUGGCCGCGCUCGAGCACCGCCUCGCCAUCGACAACCGCAACCAGUACACCGAACUCGAGUCGCAGAUUCUACUCUGCAUGCUCGACCAAGCCUACCACUCCGCGCUGCCCGCCCAGCCCGCUUUCAAUUCCACCGCCGUCUACCACGACAUCUACAACGCCCACGCCGCCGUCCCCGAGCCCGCGGGCACCGCGUGGCAGGGCUUCUUCGGCCAUCUGUUCGGCUACGGCGCCACGUACUACUCGUACCUGUUUGACCGCGCCAUCGCGGCGAAGAUCUGGACAGACGUGUUCCAGAAGGACGGUCCGGGGGGCAGUCUGGAUCGUCGCAACGGCGAGUUGUAUAAGAACGAGUUGCUGCGCUGGGGCGGCGGCCGCGAUGGCUGGCAGUGUCUGGCGGGCGUGUUGGGGGAUGAGCGGUUGGCGCUGGGGGAUCAGGCGGCCAUGAGGGAGGUCGGGAAGUGGGGGAUUAGGGAGAGUGUAAGGUGA
This is a messenger RNA of Boeremia exigua, 2376 nucleotides long. RefSeq lists its product as uncharacterized. NCBI's taxonomy places the organism in Eukaryota, Fungi, Ascomycota, Dothideomycetes, Pleosporales, Didymellaceae. Gene Ontology annotation, molecular function: metalloendopeptidase activity. The coding region runs from base 1 to 2376 and encodes 791 amino acids. The record is from RefSeq and is a predicted model, not a curated record. Gene Ontology annotation, cellular component: mitochondrion. Gene Ontology annotation, biological process: peptide metabolic process. The transcript has a single exon.